UUUUCUGAAAUUUUCACAUUUUCUCAGAAUUUUCACAUUUUUUUGAAAUUUUCACAUUUUUUUGAAAUUUUCACAUUUUUCUUGAAAUUUUCACAUUUUUCUCGAAAUUUUCACAUUUUCUCGAAAUUUUCACAUUUUCUCAGAAUUUUCACAUUUUUCUGA
This is a messenger RNA of Lottia gigantea (owl limpet), 162 nucleotides long. RefSeq lists its product as hypothetical. The annotation marks the transcript as partial. Lineage: Eukaryota; Metazoa; Mollusca; Gastropoda; Lottiidae. The record is from RefSeq and is a predicted model, not a curated record. The transcript has a single exon.